AUGGUCAUUAAGAGCAAGGAAUACGUGUCGGAUUCCGACUCCGAAAACGAUGAGUUUGAGCCUCCGAAGGGUUUCAAGCCCCAACAGUUCGGCGCUGACUUUGCCAAAGCCGCUAAGGAUAAGGAAAUAUGGCUCAUCAAGGCGCCGAAAGGGUUCGACAUGAACGAACUUAAAAAGUUGCCUGUAUCGUUCACAGCCACUUCGCUUAAAAAGGGUCCCACUCCAUUCACUCAAAAUGAUGUUACUUACACCGUUAACGAAGAAUUGCUCACCACUGAGAACGCCCCUUCCAAAUACACCGUAUUGGCCGGCGGUAAGACAGGUGGGUUGGUGUCGACUUCGGCUAAGAUCAACCGGUUCUACAACAUUAGAGAGACCGUAAGCAUCCCUAAGAUUGAUUUUGACGCCGCCAGAGUCCCCAGAAAGGACGUCGAAGAAGUCGAAGGCCUCCGCAUGAGACAUUUCCCCACUGGCUACGACGCCAACGAUUUCGAAGAAGCCAAGGCACCCGCUCAGCUGGAAUCAUCUAAGAAGAGAAGUGCUGACACCACUGAAGACGCCCAAUCCACUAAGAAGCUGAAAAAGGACAAGCUGGAGCUGGGCGACAAGGACAAGGAGAAGAAAAAGAAGAAGAAGCUGAAGAAGCAAAAGUAA
Messenger RNA from Diutina rugosa, 654 nucleotides. It is a transcript of the gene RPA34, whose product is annotated as DNA-directed RNA polymerase I subunit. NCBI's taxonomy places the organism in Eukaryota, Fungi, Ascomycota, Pichiomycetes, Serinales, Debaryomycetaceae. Gene Ontology annotation, biological process: transcription by RNA polymerase I. The transcript has a single exon. The record is from RefSeq and is a predicted model, not a curated record. Bases 1 to 654 code for a protein of 217 amino acids.